Cornus florida is the source of this 5281-nucleotide messenger RNA. Its product is annotated as putative pentatricopeptide repeat-containing protein At5g13230, mitochondrial. The record is from RefSeq and is a predicted model, not a curated record. NCBI's taxonomy places the organism in Eukaryota, Viridiplantae, Streptophyta, Magnoliopsida, Cornales, Cornaceae. Gene Ontology annotation, biological process: RNA modification. The transcript is spliced from 2 exons. Gene Ontology annotation, molecular function: zinc ion binding; protein binding; RNA binding. Bases 398 to 2866 code for a protein of 822 amino acids.
AAUGAAGGUCAAAUCUUUAUCACUGAUACUAUUGAAUUGGGUGCGUCACAUUUAUAGAGAGCCAGCUGCCGUGCCGAUUUCUCCAACCUUUGAGUCGUUCCAAAAAGUCGGCCUCAUUUUUGUUUUUUGUUCUUUGUUUUAUCAAGACCUCAUUUUGUAUGAUCGCAGUGACUCAAAGCCUAUGUGAUGGAGGAGUCAUUAGACUGACAACUAAAAGAUGUGGAUUUUGUAUUCAUUUUUGCAGCAGUUCAAGAGAAGAUGAGCUCCAAAAGGGCAAUAAGCUCUUUCAAUUUUACCCAUUUACACAUGUUUGAGAAAAUUUUACGCAACAUUCAUAGUCAUAGGCCAUCGUUUUCUCAACUAUACUCUCUUUGGGCAAAAGUAUCAAAAGAAUCGCAUGAUUAGAUAUCUUUGUUGUAGAACAUUGCCAACCCAUUGUAAAGGCAGGGGUUGGGUUCGCUUCCCACAAUGUGGGUUCUCAUCCCAAGCUGCCCAACUCACCCAAGACCACAUGAGCUUUACAGAGUUCGAUUCUCAUGCGUACGCCAGUUUGCUCCAAAGUUGUGUCAUAAACUGCAAUCCCACCACAGGAAAGGGCCUUCAUUGUGAUAUUCUGAAGAGAGGUGGUUGCUUGGAUUUAUUUGCGUGGAAUGUUCUACUCAACCUGUAUGUCAAAUCGGAUAUCUUGUUCGAUGCACUGAAGUUGUUCGAUGAAAUGGGUGAGAGAAACACCAUUUCGUUUGUUACGUUGAUUCAAGGAUGCACGCAAUCUCUUCGAUUUAUUGAGGCCAUUGAAUUAUUUGUGAGAUUACAUAGAGAAGGUCAUGAGCUUAACCCAUUUGUUUUUACUACAAUUUUGAAAUUGCUUGUGAAUAUGGAGUGGGCAGAGUUAGUUACGAGCAUUCACGCAUGCAUUUAUAAACUCGGUCAUGACUCCAAUGCUUUUGUUGGGACUGCCCUUAUUGAUGCCUAUGCUGUUUGUGGUCUUGUUGAUAUUGCUAGGGAAGUAUUUGAUGGAAUUAUUCAUAAGGACAUGGUUUCUUGGACUGGGAUGGUAUCUUGCUGUGCUGAAAAUGAUUUCUUUGAAGCUGCUGUAGAACUCUUUGCUCAAAUGAGGAUGGUGGGGUUAAAGCCGAACAAUUUUACAUUUUCAAGUGUUAUUAAGGCUUGUCUUGGCCUAGAGGCCUUUGACAUAGGAAAGAGCAUUCAUGGAUGUGCUCUAAAAAUGCGUUAUGAGAUGGAUCCUUAUGUAAGUGCUGCUCUGCUCGAUAUGUACACCAAGUGUGGAGACAUCGAGGAUGCUCGGCGAGUAUUUGAAGAGAUUCCCAAAAAUAAUGUGAUUCAUUGGAGUUUCAUGAUUGCAAGAUAUUCUCAGAGUAACCGGAGCAAAGAGGCCGUGGAACUAUUUUGUAGGAUGAGGCAAUCUUUAGUUAUUCCUAAUCAGUUUACUUUUGCUAGUGUUCUGCAAGCAUGCGCAACUAUGGAGGGUUUAGAUUUGGGGAAGCAGAUCCAUUGUAACAUACUGAAAAUUGGUCUUGAUUCAGAUGUAUUUGUUUCAAAUGCCCUCAUGGAUGUCUAUGCCAAAUGUGGAAGGAUGGAGAAUUCGGUGGAGCUAUUUAUGGGGUCGGUGUGUAAAAAUGAUGUUACUUGGAACACAAUAAUUGUUGGUUAUGUGCAGUUAGGAGAUGGGGAAAAAGCAUUGAAUCUGUUUUUGAAUAUGCUUGAAGACCGAGUGCAGGCAACCGAAGUGACCUACUCUAGUGUUCUUCGUGCUUGUGCUAGCUUAGCAGCCUUGGAGUCGGGUACUCAAAUUCAUUCCUUGACUAUUAAAACCACUUAUGACAAAGAUGCAGCGGUUUGUAAUGGUUUGAUAGACAUGUAUGCCAAGUGUGGGAGCAUUAAGGAUGCUCGUUUAGUAUUUGACAUGAUGAGCAAGUGGGAUGUAGUUUCAUGGAAUGCUAUGAUAUCAGGGUACUCUAUGCAUGGUUUGAGUGAUGAGGCUCUGAGAAUGUUUGAUAGGAUGCAGAAAAUGGAGAUUAAACCAAACGAGCUGACUUUUGUUGGUGUCCUUUCAGCGUGCAGCAACACAGGAUUGUUAGAUAGAGGGCAGGCUUACUUUACUUCAAUGGUAAGUGAUUAUGCCAUUGAACCUUGUAUAGAGCACUAUACUUGUAUGGUAGGACUUUUAGGGCGAUUAGGCCAUCUUAAAAAGGCUGCCAAGCUGAUUGAGGAAAUUCCAUUUGAGCCUAGUGUCAUGGUUUGGCGUUCUUUGCUUGGGGCUUGCAUCAUUCAUAAUGACAUUGAGCUUGCGAGGACUUCUGCCCAGCAUGUGCUUGAGAUGGAACCCCAUGAUGAGGCAGCCUAUGUGUUACUGUCAAACAUAUAUGCUACGGCAAAAAGAUGGGGUAAUGUAGCUUAUGUUAGGAAAAGCAUGAAGAAAAAAGGAGUAAAGAAGGAACCAGGACUAAGUUGGAUUGAGAACCAGGGGACAGUUCAUUAUUUCACUGUGGGGGAUGUUUCACACCCUGACAUUAAAUUAAUUUAUGGGAUGCUAGAGUGGUUCAACAUGAAAAGCAGGAAGGCAGGCUAUGUUCCUAACUGUGAUGUUAUUUUACUUGAUGUGGAGGAUGACGACAAGGAACGACUCUUAUGGGUGCACAGUGAGAGAUUAGCUCUAGCUUUUGGUCUUGUUAGGACACCAUCUGGAAGCCCCAUUCGUAUCAUAAAAAACCUUCGUAUAUGCCGUGACUGUCACUCUGCAAUUAAGUUUAUAUCAAAACUUGUGCAGCGAGAAAUUGUUAUCAGAGAUAUAAACCGAUUUCAUCACUUUAAGGAUGGGAUUUGCUCGUGUGGUGAUUACUGGUGAUGUGCCUUGACAACUCAACCAUUUCAGAAUGGCUGAAUUUGUCCAUCCCUAUGAGAAAUCAAAAGUCACUGAGAUUCAUUUUUUGGAGGUUGGACUCUUGCUUUCAUCUGGGUUUGGUACCAAAAAAAAACAUAUUGUAAAGAAAAGUUAAAUGGCCUUGAUAAAAAGCAGCUUCCGGCUUUCUGAAGUCAACGUGAAAUUAGUGUAUAUGGGAGAAUGGAGAUGGGAAAAAUCCAUCAUGAUUGUUCUAACCCAUUAUUGGAGUAAAUUUUUGUUUGCAUGCCAUGAGAAAGAGGAGGAGAAGGGAGGGCAAUUAGAAGUGGCAAAUUUAUGUAGCAGAUUUUAGAACUCAAUUCGUCUAGAUCAUGAUGCUGCUUCAUCUUCAUCUUUUUCGGUUAUAGGUUUGUUCUUUCAUUGAGUGGUGUCUCUAACCUUGCAUUUAUAGUUUUUAACAGUUCCAUGUUUCAAAAAAUUUAUCUCAAUUCGUCUAGAUCUGUAAGGUUAAUCCCAUGAUAUAAAUAUGUAAAUAAAUAAAGUAUAAAAACUAAUGUUUAUCUCAAAUAAUAUACCCUUAAUAUACCCAUGUGCUGGAUCAAAAUCAUUUAUAUGUUACCUUGAGGAGCAGGUAAGCUGCAAGACAACCCAAAUCAGAAUCACUAUAUAAGAUUGCAGACUUGAUUUACUAAUAGGGAUAUGAAUUGUUCAAAUUAAAAUAAAUAUUAGUGGGUUAACCUUCCAAUUCCAGAAAUUUUCAUUGGAUGGUGAAAAGAUUCUGAGAAUAUCAUGAAUAAAUGUGAUAAAACUUAUAAUCUUGUCAAAGGGUUCAGACUUUGCAUAAUUUGUUCUGCUAUGAGACCCAUCUGAUGGAUCUUAUUUGUCACGUGAUGAUGACACGGUGACCAUUUGCUGCAUGGGACCUAUGGUAGUACAGCUAGUAAAGCAAGCCCUUAGUCACAUUGGUAGAUUAUGCAAGAAUUUGAACAUUGUACUGAUGUUAGCAAGUGCACAAUGAGUACUCUCCAGCACUUCGUUCCCUUUUUUACCUUGGUGAUAUUAUAUGCUGGAAUUAAGCAUAACCUAGCCCUUCAUCAUACUGGUAAAAUAUGUUUUAACUUUGUACUGAUCCAAGCACUCUUUUCAGCAUUUUUUUAAAAUUUUGGUACCUUAGUAAAUAUUUUAUCUGAACAUUUAAGGGUUCAGAGAGACCUAUAUAUUUGCACACCUCUGUUGAAAAAAUUGUUAAGGAAUCAAAUAGAGAUGGUGACAGUUGAAUAGAAUGUCUGUAUUGAUGAAUAAUCUACUUUGAACGAAAACAUUGCUUAUGCAAAAUAGUUUCUUCGUUUAUGGAUUUGUUCUUUUAUAUUGAGGUUAAGGUUCUGAAUUCUGAUAAACAUGGAAGUCCAUACUUUGGCUUAUGGAUUUGUUCUUUUAUAUUGAGGUUAAGGUUCUGAAUUCUGAUAAACAUGGAAGUCCAUACUUUGGCUUAUAUUUUGACUUCUUCACAUGAAUACGAAGUAUAUGACUUAAAUAUUCAACUAAAAUAUCCUUACUGUGUGGUAAAUUGUGUUCCUAGCUUUGUUUAUUAUUUAUGUAUUUUUUUGAAUGAUGCUGCGAGAUCCAGAGUCAUGACAGGAAGUCAUUUAACAUUAAUUUGUACACGACAUGACACGCCUAGAAAGAGUUUAUUCAUCCAGAUGCUGGGGAGCUAUAUGUAAGAAUUUUAAAUGUUUAAUAUAUCAUCACACAGGUAAACUGAGUUUGUGAAAUUUUUAUCGUGUUAUAUAAAUUUGCAGCCAUACAUUUACCGAUAAUAACUACUAGGUCAACAUAUCAUUAUUAAUAUUUAUAAAAACUUUCAUUUUUUUUUUUUUUUUACUGAUUAUUUUUUUGUUUUAUCUGAAGGAAACCUGACUAGUCGAGUCAGUUUUGUUGAUGAAUACGUGAAAGUUGUAUUUUGCUUUGAAUAGGUUGAUGUAUGUACAUGGUUGUAAGAUAAAAUUAAUAUGAUAUUGUCUCGUUACAAUUUUUUAUAAUUGCAUGGAAGCUGGCUACAGGCAGUUUCCGAUGAUGCUACCUCAGACUACCGAUUAUCAUAUAAUUCGAGAUGUCGUCGGUGAUAACCGAUAAGUCAAGCUACAUGUGUGGGCUCCUUGUGGGCAUAACACCCACUUCAUCAGGUUAAUUCAUGAGAGCAGCAGCUCAUAGAAGGAUUGACGGACACAAAAAAGGGAGUCUUGCAAAAGAAAUGGAAAGAGUUAAAUAAUUGGAAGAGAAGAUCGAGCCAAGGAUGGAGGGUGACUUUUUGAUAAAGGAGAGGAUGCUUACUUUAUUUUUGUUAUUUCACAUUGUUUUCUUUUUUGAAUUAAAAAUACUUUAAUAUUUAUUUAUUUUAUAUAUUACUGUAGUUUUUGUCUA